Messenger RNA from Haliotis rufescens (red abalone), 8418 nucleotides. Its product is annotated as serine/threonine-protein phosphatase 6 regulatory ankyrin repeat subunit B-like. Gene Ontology annotation, cellular component: nucleus; cytoplasm. The record is from RefSeq and is a predicted model, not a curated record. The transcript is spliced from 7 exons. Gene Ontology annotation, molecular function: protein binding. NCBI's taxonomy places the organism in Eukaryota, Metazoa, Mollusca, Gastropoda, Lepetellida, Haliotidae. Bases 184 to 5844 code for a protein of 1886 amino acids.
CAGGUGACAACAGCAAAUAGGCUGCAACUGGCGCAAUGCACUGCAUUUAGAGCUUCAACUGGUGUGUUUGGUCACGGCUGGUGUCUGACACGCAAUAUUAUAGGCUUGUGCCGUUUCGACGUAUGGCUGCUUUCGAGGAGGGGACGAGCCUUGAUGUAGUUGUGACACAUUGGUGAAAGAAGGAUGACAACAAAACGAAAACAUGAUGGAACCACAGUAAUCUACAACAGAACAGUGACAGGGGGGAAUGAUGGAACCACAGUACCAGACAACAUAAAUAUAAAAGGAGGGGAUCAUGUGCAUCAUCAGACUAUGGCUGCUUUUGUUGAGGGUGGUAUGGGGAAUAUCACCACACACAACUACUUCAGUAAUCCCAAACUGGACAAUUUAGUCAGUGAUGCAAGGAACCUUAUCAAGCAGGCCGAUUCAAACAAACAUGUAUCUACACGUGCUGAAAGGUCUGCAUACAAUGAACUAAAACAGCAUGGAUCGGUCUUCAUAAAAGGAAAGUCAGGCUCAGGGAAAUCAACACUCGGUCGAAAGAUUUUAGCAAGAAUAUCAAGAGAAACGAGCCGGUUGCCAAUCGUGCUUUCAUCAAGGGAUGAAUGGAAUAUGAUUACUAAAGGAAAUCACAAGAACCUCGAAGGGAACAAAAGUGUUGAACAGACUAGGUAUGUGGUGUUAAUCGAUGAUAUAUUUGGAUCAAGUAAUCUAGUUGCAUCACAGGUGGAUGAGUGGGUAAAGUUGUUUGACCAAAUUUGUUCAAACGUCGAAUCAGGUCAUAUAUGGCUUGUCAUUACCUCCAGACCUGAAAUAUGCUCACAGUGUAAAGAAAAAAUAGGGAAGACCCAGCUCAUGAAAACUAUUCAGUGCAUGGUUCUAGGUGAAGGAAAAUAUGAUCUCACGCGGGAAGAAAAACUUCAAAUGGUAGAAAAGAUAUGUGGAGAUAAAUUCUCUUCAUAUAAUGAACGUGUUGAAAUUGUUGGACUGCCGGCUGUCCUGGGGUUUCCCCAGUGUUGUACGUUCUUUGCCAGAAGCAAGGAAGCACAAGCAAAGGGUGUGGAGUUCUUUGAAAAGCCCCGGGAAUUCGUCCUGGGGGAAAUUAAAAGAAUGCAUGAAAAUGAUGGCAUGGGUUACCUUGUGCUCCUUCUAAUUUUGAUGAAAGAUGGCCGCCUCAGCUCAGAUCUUCUGAAACGCAAUACAUAUAAAACAGAACUGAAGCCCUUGGCUGAAGACCUUAAAGAAUGUUGUGUAGCGCCUCUCAAAAUUACACCUGCACGCAUUGAGUCAAAGAUAAAGGCUUUCCUUGGAGUGUACUUAAUUCAAACAGGAAAGGAUUACCAGUUCCAACAUCAGUCUAUAUAUGACUUUGUAUUUAUCAAUAUUUCAAAUUCGCAACCUAAAAUUGCAAUAAGAAACUGUCCACCAAAGAUGCUGGUGGAAUUGAUAGACACACAGCCAAAGAACAAGAAUGAGGCAGUAGUUAUCCUACCCCCAGAAAGUUUCCAUGUGUUAGCUGACCGCAUCACGUAUCAUCUUCUGUCAGAAAGUUACAGUGUCAUACUUGAUCAUCCUUCUUUACGUCAUGAGGAAUUUGUGAAGGUUCUGACUAAAAAAUGUUGGAAAGAAAACACGUCAAAUGAAGUUAUACAGAAAAAACAUGAUACGAAAGAUGUCACUGUUUCCCUUCCCUUUUUUGGAAGAUAUGGAUUUUGUUAUAUUAAGUCACUUACCCUUUUGCAAUAUACUUCCCUUAUCUCUGAUGUCAUUUUACAGAAGUUGACAUUAAUCCUGAAUGACAUACUGUCUGAUGUGUUCAACCUUGUUGAUGCAAGCGAACUGCUGGCACCUGCUUUGUAUAUCCAGGAUAACCAGCUAGUGCGAAAGCUGCUAGAUAAGUGUAAGACACUUCCAUCUGAUUGCUUCCUAGCACUGUGUGUUUCACCGGCAAUUGAUCGAGAUAUCCAGGAACGUCUGACACAGAAUAUAACAGAGAUACCUCAGCCGCACGAUGUACUCCUUCUCACUGUGUUAGUUGGAAAUAAGUACUUAGUGGAAUAUAUACUACACCAUAUAAAAGGAGAUAAGAAUAUUGUGUCAUUGUGUCAGGACAUAUUAAAGUUUUCAGGAAGGAAGUGGUCAAGCAGUUUACCAAACACUUGUCAAGAUCCCACCACCAUGUGUGAAAUAUUACACAUGUUGAUUGCUUUCAUACCUGCCAACCGCCCUCUUCAAGGUAUCAGAGAUGAAGAUGGUAAUACACUCCUACAUCUGGCAGUUCAGACAGAAAACAUUCACUACACAAAAAUGUUCUUAGAUGAACAAAAUGUCCCACAUCUUCCAUUAGAUCCAACUUGCACACAAUGGGUGAAUAAAUUAGGAUGUAGUCCCUUACACCUGGCAGCAAUGGGUGGAAGUAGCGAGACAGUGAAACUACUCCUAGACAAGGGGGCUGAUGUAUCUACACAAGAUAAAGAUGGUAAGACUCCUCUACACCUGGCACUAGAGAGUGGAAGUAGCGACACAGUGCAACUACUCCUAGACAAGGGGGCUGAUGUAUCUACACAAGAUGAAUAUGGUAACACUCCUCUACAACUGGCAGCAGAGAGUGGAAGUAGUGAGACAGUGAAACUACUCCUAGACAAGGGGGCUGAUGUAUCUACACAAGCUAAAGAUGGUAACACUCCUCUACACCCGGCAGCAAGGAGUGGAAGUAGUGAGACAGUGAAACUACUCCUAGACAAGGGGGCUGAUGUAUCUACACAAGCUAAAGAUGGUAACACUCCUCUACACCUGGCAGCAGAGAGUGGAAGCAGUGAGACAGUGAAACUACUCCUAGACAAGGGGGCUGAUGUAUCUACACAAGAUAAAGAUGGUAAGACUCCUCUACACCUGGCAGCAAGGAGUGGAAGUAGUGAGACAGUGCAACUACUCCUAGACAAGGGGGCUGAUGUAUCUACACAAGCUAAAGAUGGUAACACUCCUCUACACCUGGCAGCACAGAGUGGAAGUAGUGAGACAGUGCAACUACUCCUAGACAAGGGGGCUGAUGUAUCUACACAGGAUAUAGAUGGUGUUACUCCUCUACACCUUGCAGCAGAUAGUGGAAGUAGUGAGACGGUGAAACUACUCCUAGACAAGGGGGCUGAUGUAUCUACACAAGCUAAAGAUGGUAACACUCCUCUACACCUGGCAGCACAGAGUGGAAGUAGUGAGACAGUGCAACUACUCCUAGACAAGGGAGCUGAUGUAUUUACACAAGAUCAAGAUGGUACCACUCCUCUGCACCUGGCAGCACCAAGAGGAAGUAGUGAGACAGUGAAACUACUCCUAGACAAGGGGGUUGAUGUAUCUACACAAAAUCAAGAUGGUAACACUCCUCUACACCUGGCAGCAUGGAGUGGAAGUAGUGAGACAGUGAAACUACUCCUAGACAAGGGGGUUGAUGUAUCUACACAAAAUCAAGAUGGUAACACUCCUCUACACCUGGCAGCAAGGAGUGGAAGUAGUGAGACAGUGCAACUACUCCUAGACAAGGGGACUGAUGUAUCUACACAAGAUAAAGAUGGUGAGACUCCUCUACACCUGGCAGCAUGGAGUGGAAGUAGUGAGACAGUGAAACUACUCCUAGACAAGGGAGCUGAUGUAUCUACACAAGAUAAAGAUGGUAACACUCCUCUACACCUGGCAGCAAGGAGUGGAAGUAGUGGGACAGUGCAACUACUCCUAGACAAGGGGGCUGAUGUAUCUACACAAGAUAAAGCUGUUCAGAUUCCUCUACACCUGGCAGCAAGGAGUGCAAGUAGUGAGACAGUGAAACUACUCGUAGACAAGGGGGCUGAUGUAUCUACACAAGAUAAAGAUGGUAACACUCCUCUACACCUGGCAACAAGGAGUGGAAGUAGUGAGACAGUGAAACUACUCCUAGACAAGGGGGCUGAUGUAUCUACACAAGAUAAAGAUGGUGAGACUCCUCUACACCUGGCAGCAUGGAGUGGAAGUAGUGAGACAGUGAAACUACUCCUAGACAAGGGAGCUGAUGUAUCUACACAAGCUAAAGAUGGUAACACUCCUCUACACCUGGCAGCAGAGCGUGGAAGCAGUGAGACAGUGAAACUACUCCUAGACAAGGGGGUUGAUGUAUCUACACAAGCUAAAGAUGGUAACACUCCUCUGCACCUGGCAGCAAGGAGUGGAAGUAGCGAGACAGUGAAACUACUCCUAGACAAGGGGGCUGAUGUAUCUACACACGAUAAAUAUGGUGCUUUUCCUCUACACCUGGCAGCAUGGAGUGGAAGUAGUGAGACAGUGAAACUACUUCUAGACAAGGGGGCUGAUGUAUUUACACAGGAUAAAGAUGGUAAGACUCCACUACACCUGGCAGCAAGGAGUGGAAGUAGUGAGACAGUGAAACUACUUCUAGACAAGGGGGCUGAUGUAUUUACACAGGAUAAAGAUGGUAAGACUCCUCUCCACCUGGCAAUAAAGAGUGGAAGUAGCGAGACAGUGAAACUACUCCUAGACAAGGGGGCUGAUGUAUCUACACAGGAUAAAGAUGGUAACACUCCUCUACACCUGGCAAUAAAGAGUGGAAGUAGUGAGACAGUGAAACUACUCCUAGACAAGGGGGCUGAUGUAUCUACACAGGAUAAAGAUGGUAAGACUCCUCUCCACCUGGCAAUAAAGAGUGGAAGUAGCGAGACAGUGAAACUACUCCGAGACAAGGGGGCUGAUGUAUCUACACAAGAUCAAGAUGGUAAGACUCCUCUACACUGGGCAGCACCAAGAGGAAGUAGUGAGACAGUGAAACUACUCCUAGACAAGGGAGCUGAUGUAUCUACACAAGAUCACGAUGGUAAGACUCCUCUACAGCUUGCAAUAAAGAGUGGAAGUAGUGAGACAGUGAAACUACUCCUAGACAAGGGGGCUGAUGUAUCUACACAAGAUCAAGAUGGUAAGACUCCUCUACACUGGGCAGCACCAAGAGGAAGUAGUGAGACAGUGAAACUACUCCUAGACAAGGGAGCUGAUGUAUCUACACAAGAUCACGAUGGUAAGACUCCUCUACAGCUUGCAAUAAAGAGUGGAAGUAGUGAGACAGUGAAACUACUCCUAGACAAGGGAGCUGAUGUAUCUACACAAGAUCACGAUGGUAAGACUCCUCUACAGCUUGCAAUAAAGAGUGGAAGUAGUGAGACAGUGAAACUACUUCUAGACAAGGGGGCUGAUGUAUCUACACAAGAUCAAGAUGGUAAGACUCCUCUACACUGGGCAGCACCAAGAGGAAGUAGUGAGACAGUGAAACUACUCCUAGACAAGGGGGCUGAUGUAUCUACACAAGAUAAAGAUGGUAAGACCCCUCUACACCUGGCAGCACCAAGAGGAAGUAGUGAGAGAGUGAAACUACUCCUAGACAAGAAGGCUGAUGCAUCUAAACAAGACAAAUAUGGUGCUACACCUCUCCACCUGGCAGCAGAGAGUGGAAAUAGUGAGACAGUGCAACUACUCCUAGACAAGGGGGCUGAUGUAUCUACACAAGAUGAAUAUGGGAAGACUCCUCUACACCUGGCAGCAUGGAGUGGAAGUAGUGAGACAAUGAAACUACUUCUAGACAAGGGGGCUGAUGUAUCUACACAAGAUAAAUAUGGUGCUACUCCUCUACACCUGGCAGUAGAGAGUGAAAGAAGUGAGACAGUGAAACUACUCCUAGACAAGAUGGCUGAUGUAUCUAUACAAGAUAAAUAUGGUGAUACUCCUCUACACCUGGCAGCAGAGAGUGGAAGUAGUGAGACAGUGAAACUUCUCCUAGACAAGAUGGCUGAUGUACAUACACAAGAUAAAUAAGAUGAUACCCCUCUACACCUGGCAGCAAAGAGUAGAAGUUGUGAGCCAGUGACACUACUCCUUGACCAUGGUGCCGAUGUGUCAACACAAGAAGUUAGGGCUGCUACUCCUGUACACCUGGCAGAAGAAAUUGGACGUAACGGGACGAAAAGCGAUUCCUAGAUAGGAAAUGAAAUUGUGCAACCAAAGACGAGAACAAAAGCAGAAUUAAAUGUUAAUUGCUUGCAACUCAAAUUUCAGGGCUUACCCACGAUGAGAGCGGGAUCGUACAGUUGUCAGUGACUAUCACAACAAGGAAAUUACUAACAAUCCACACUGUGCAGUGAAAGUUUCAGGAGGAUGGAAACGCAAAUCGGUUUGUCCUGUCAUAUGUCAAAUCUGACAUAAUGUCAUUUAUCAGAAGAUGUGAUUUUCAACUAUAAAAGGGAGAAAGGUAAACCGCUUAGUAAGAUCUCCUUACAAAAACAAUGGUAGAGGUACACUACAUUUCAUAAGUAACUUCCCCUAUUUUUGCGAAAUUUUCUCGCCACUUUUGCAGCACUAACGCCGAGUUAUCGUGCCACUUUUGAGACAUAAACGCAAAACUAUUGGGCCCCUUUCGAGACACUUUCGCGACACUUUCACGGCACUAUCGCAGCACUAUGCCGCAGCUUUCACGCCAAUUUAUAGCUUAUGGUGUUCUUAUGAUAUAACAAGACAAUUGGAUUUAUCUGAUAACACACUCACAAGUAUGCAGACCCUUUCUUACUUUCCUGAACUCAAAACAUUCGAGCUCAAAUUAAUCAAUUGAAUCGUUUAAAAAUAUCAAACGAUGCAUGGGACCAGUAUCGCCAAUAUCUUCUCUGUCGAGGGAAUAUUUACCAGAAACAAUGUCAAAAGAAAACCAAAUCCCUCCAUUGCGAAAAGCGUUUUUGUAAAAAGAUAACCAAUUAAGCGUGUUGAUUGGUAAAACAAUAGAGGAUUAUAAGUCUCACAGGUAAGUGAGUGACGCGAUGGGGAGCUCAGGACCCCACAGGAUCCCAAACAACCAACCACGUCGAAGGCUGGCAUUCUAAUAAUAGUAAGCGGAGCCCAAGCCAGACAAAUAUUUAUAGACAGAUCAAAAUGCAACAGAAACCCUGGUCAUGCAGCUGUAUGCAGGAGGUCGCCUGACACCUAAAAAGGAAAUGGGGUGCCGGAUAACUCCCUGCAGACCACCCAACGCCUGCUAAGGGUGGCCAGACAACCAUUCAGCAAUAUCAUGACACUGUGUCAAAUUAUGUUUGCUUGUAAAUGUGCUUAUUUAGAAACAACAACAUAUGUACAUUUGUAGUGUCAUAUUCUAUAUAAUCACAAAUAAUAUUGUUUGUCAUUCCCUUGGGUGCUAUUAUGAAUUAUUAUUUUUCUUGAUUGAGAAAUUUUGAAUAAAUGUAACUGCCUUAUAGAGCAUAAAACCCUAUGUUACAUGUAUUUUGAACAGGUCCCAAAUGGUAGGUUCUUUAAACACGAAAGUGCUAUAAGCGUACGCAUUGACAACAAAUGAACACAUGUGAACCGACUGUCGCCGCUCAUUCAUCGUCAUGUAUUUCAUGAAGUAAUUAGGGUAUUGUCAUCAAAGCUUCUAGCCCGUCUGUAAGGGAGGCUACAUCGUUGCCGAUUACACAAGCUUUGCUUUGAUUUGUUUAUCGAGACGAAGCAAAGUACGUUAGGGGUGUAUUUAUGCCUCACUGUUAAACGAAAUGAAAACCGAAGUCACUCGAUUGGUUUAAGUAAGACAAUGACAACAUUCUCAAAGACGAACAAAUGUAAUAUCAGAAAUAUUAUUUAUGCUGUUUUACAUGUUUAUCUUAAAACCUACCUUGAUUUUUCAAUUACAUAAGGGCGACAUGAGGGUCACACUUUACAGACAGGCGAUAGUCAAUUUACGUCAGACCUCUAUACAACGUUAACAUAAGCUCCUAUUAAAUCCGGGGUGCAUUCAAAUGUUAUUGUCUUAUCAGCAGCAUAUUGGGUGAAUUAUAACUAUCUGAUCUGAACAUGUCGGAUGCUAAACGUAAGUUAGGGACAUAUUCUAGAAUAUUUAAGACUUUAAAAAUGAUGAUUUAGUUGAUUCAUUUUGAUAAUAAAUUUUAAUAAUAUGAAUACAAUUAAUUAGAGAACCUCCUGACUAGUGAAUGUAUUACCGACCCAGUAUAAAGACGAUGAUCCACAUACGAUACUGGAUUAUACAACAUACUCCAGAAUCCUCUUUGCGGCACUGAAAAAUAAAAAAAGCCCUUCCGAUAAAAGCGAUUUAAACGAACAUAUGUCUUACAGAUUUAUUCAUGAUGAUCCAGUGGCUAUCUUAACGAAGACAGUUUUCAAUGUUAAAGUUUGAGUUAUUGUGAUAUUAGAUAAACAUCCCAGUGGUCAUUUUCAUCAAGACGCUAUCAAGACCGUGUUGUUUGGAAAUACUUAUCUACAAGGUGAUAUCAAUGUUAUUUAAUAUUACCCUCACGGAACAUUCUGUAAAAUGUUACAUUUCUUAUUGUUAUUUCGUACGGGAGAGAUCUUUUACAAGUGUAUGUCUGUUGACCGAUCCCAUUUCCUUUUUAA